UAUAGAGAGAUAGAUAUAGAUGGGUAGCGGGGAAAAACUGCGAGAUUUUAAGUUGUGGACAUAACAGUUUACUGUGAAUGUUUAGAUACAAUAGACACAGGGGUGGGCAAUAUUUGCUACAGUUUUAAGCAGAAAUACGUAUAAUAGCUGUUGUUCAUUUUAAUAUGUUGGAAUAUGUUUUCGAUGCAUCUAAUGCUAAUAGUGCGAAAAUGUGAUAUAAUACGUUGCCAUUUUGAUUGGGAUGUGCUUUACAGUAUUUUCACGAUUUACACAUAAAGUGAACAUCAUUCUACAAUAAUAAUGAGUAAUAUUCCAAGAAUUACAGUUAACAAUCUUGGCGACGAAGAGGGCAGUCAGAAAGAACGCUAUCAAAAUACACUGGAAGUUGUUCAGCCCGAGAUUGACAAGUUAAGAUUUAAUAAUGCCCAAGUUAGGGCUAGUUAUUUGUCAAAUUCAUGGAAAAGUGCACCAGACGGACAAGACAUGCAUACUUUAGAUCAAAUUGACUACGGCCUGUCAACCAGUCGCAGAAAAAGUAUGUUUGCGCAAAAUAAUGGUAGAAACAGUUUAGAGGGUUUUAACCGCAACAUCGGUGACGCAGUCGGAAGAAAAAAGAACGGUUCAACAGAACCCUCUGCUAUGAGAAAAUCAAGUGUUCUCGAAAACAUGGAAAGCGUCCGUCGACGAGUUUUUAGCCUUAAAUCGGAAAUAGAUGCAUCUGCUGCAUUUAUAGGUGUACUGACGAGGCAUGGUAGUGCCAGACCAAGAACACCCAGAAAACCGAAGGUGCCGCCACUUCUAAGAUUCAAAGGCUAUGUAAGACUGGCAUUAAUUUGUGUGCGUUUGUGUAAAUAUAGCCAUGAAAAUGUCGAGGCAUCAAAGGAUGAGUACCUAUCUAUAAUUCAAGUGUCCGAGGAUUAUGUGACAUCAACAGCUGAUCCCGACGGAAUAUUCUUUGACCCGACAUUAUUCCGAGCUAAUAAAGAGCAAAGGUUGCCUGCAGACGCCAGGAAAAUAUUACAAAAAGAUUUCAGAAUACGAACAGACAAGGAAAUUGAUUAUCUUCACCUGGUGCUCCGAUCUAUAAAAGCAUUUGCAGAGUACCCUAACACGAUGCAGAAACAAUUGUGUCGAGUUGGAUGGUAUGAAGCGUAUGAUCCAAACAGAGCGAUAGUGCGACAAGGACAACCUCCUCACGCCUUCUACUUUAUACUGUCGGGAUCAGUGGUUGUAACAUCAUUCGAUCGUAUAUCAGGAGGUACAACAUUUCUUGUGGCUCUCCAUAGAGGAAUGUCAUUCGGGGAGCUGGCUGUUAUCAACCGGAGUAGACGCCAGGCAACUGUCAGUACUGCGACCACCACAGAGUUUCUUUGUAUAUCCGCCAGCGAUUUUAUUGAGAUAUUCAUGUCUGGGGGAAUUAAGAGUCUCACGGAUUCUGACAACAACUCUUUUAUACGGUCGAUUCCCUUCUUAAAACAUUGGCCAAUAGAAUGUCUUGCGACGAAUCCACAGGCGUGUAUGUUCCACUUCUUUCCCCGAGGACAAGUUCUUGUUAGGGACAGUAACCAUUCAGACUGGAUAUAUGUAGUCAAAUCAGGUAGUUUGUCGGUCUUAAAGAAACUUGUUGAAGUUCAACCGAGAACUUCCAGACGAGACUCGGACAGCGAUUCCGAAGAUGAAGGUCGACACAGUCCACGGUCAAACAAAACUUUCGGUACCUGGGAUUUCCGUAUCAAAAAGAAGAAACGCUUGGAUAGCACAGGGGACAAGGAAGUUUUCAAAAACAAUAUAGAAAUGGAGAAGAGGCUAGACCAGACAUUACCGGGAUUUUACAAUGCCAGAGAUCGACUGGGAGUGAUAAAUUAUGAUGAAAUCAUAACCGACCAUAAGUCGAGAGUGUUGCCGUCCAACAGAAGAGCGUCUAUUCUAGAGCCAAGUCCACUUCCUAAAAUCACUCUCCAAUCUUUAGAUGCAGAGACGCCGCCCGCAGUAUCUACGACUCCUAGCAAAACUGAAGACGGCAUUGAACCAACCGAUGAUGACAAAACCAUCAAACUUCCAAAAAUAAGAAAAACAUCAAAGCAUGUGUUAUGGGGGAGCCCGGAAAUAAAAAGUUUUAGUGUUAGUCCUCCAUUAUCAAAAAAGCAUUUAUUGCAAGUCCCCUCUUCAAAAUAUCCGAAGGGUGCAUACCUGGCAUCUACAAAAAACUCAAAGCGGAAGACCAGCCGUAAAGAGGCAAUGCAAGAAGAAAUUUUCCAAAAGCAAUUAGAAUACGACAAGAAAUUACUUGAAGAUAGAAAGAUAGGUCGUAAGACGAUAACUGACGAGCUAGACAAUAAAAUGAUCAAAGAUUUUACUCUAACAGAAAAAGAUAUACGACCAAUGUUUGUUCAAGUACAAAUAUUGGAAAGAGGGCAAUAUUUUGGCUUAACAAAAAUUGUAUUCCCUGAGCAAGCGGAGAGUUUUAGCGUUGUUUCCAAUGGUGCUGAAUGUGUUAUGAUAUCUAAGAAAUUCUUCCUUGAAAAGGCAAAUGAACAUACAAUGUACCAUUUACGACAAGUCGAAACGCUAUUGCCACCAGAAGAGGAGCUUCAAACCAACUUACAAGACUUUGUAGACUGGAAAGCACAUAGAGUUCGUGUAUACAAUCGUCUAGUAAAUGAUAAACAUAAACGGACUAUAUUAAAACAACAGUAUCCUACUCAGUAUGGUGGACAAUAUUGUUUUAGAACGGGACCUACUGUAAGGAUUGAUUAGAUAGAUUACUUGACAUGUUCAUAAUGCUCAAACACUGAAUGAGUCUUAAUUUGUAUAGACAGUAAUUAUUUCCAAGUGCAUUGAACUAUUGAUUAGCGCUUUUUUGUUAACGUUUUCUGUUACAUACGUGGAGGAAAACUCCGAGUGAUAUGUACUCUUACAGGUGCAAUUUCAAACAUUGUCUCCAUACUCGCCUGUACUAGCAACACAAAUAUAAGCAGAUUUGACAGUCAAAUCUAUUUUUACAACUGUCUAUCUUAUUGACGUGUUUUAUUUAUGUAAACGUUACAUUCCCUGUACUUAUCUGUGUUCCAUGUUUGUUUAUGACUUAUAGCAACGGGGUGUAACUAAAUGUACUAGAUUAAUAACUUGCGUUUUCUUAUUUAACACCACGAUGUCUAAAUCAAUGAUCAAAGUUGUGCAGUGUUUCAAAAUAAGUAAACCGAAUAUGUAGUGGAUUAAAUUAAUAUUUGUUUUUAGAUGUAAGCAAACAAAAACAGAAAA
Ruditapes philippinarum (Manila clam) is the source of this 3261-nucleotide messenger RNA. RefSeq lists its product as uncharacterized. The transcript has 20 exons. The coding region runs from base 301 to 2757 and encodes 818 amino acids. The record is from RefSeq and is a predicted model, not a curated record. NCBI's taxonomy places the organism in Eukaryota, Metazoa, Mollusca, Bivalvia, Venerida, Veneridae.